AUGGGUGCUGUGGUGCAUGAAGUGCAAAGAUUCAUUGACCUCGUACCUCUCAACAUACCCCAUGCAGUGAACCGAGACAUUCAUUUCCAACAAUAUAUCCACCCCAAAGGCACAACAAUAUUCCCACUGCUCACCCCAGUCUUGCAUGACAAGAAAGAGUUUCCCAAGGCUGACCAGUUUGACCCACAGCACUUCCUGGAUAAGAAUGGGAAAUUCAAGAAAAGUGACCACUUCAUGCCUUUUUCUGCUGGAAAACGGUCUUGUGCUGGAGAGGGCCUGGCGAAGAUGGAGGUGUUUUUGUUCCUUACCACCAUUCUACAGAACUUCACUCUCAAACCAGUUGGAGAUCCAAAUGAAAUUAGAAUAAAGCCCAAUUAUGUUGGAUUCAGCAACGUUCCACCACAUUACCAACUGUGCUUUCUUCCUCACUGAGAAGAACACAAAGUUGAUUUGGUGAAUUAGCAAGCUGGUUCAUCUUCUCUACUGAAUACUCUCAUGUGUUUUUCUGGAAUCCCUUUGAGGGAAAGAAAAAUUCCCACAUCUUGAUUAAAAUGAGUUUUAAAUUUCAGAGACAUGA
Messenger RNA from Phascolarctos cinereus (koala), 577 nucleotides. NCBI's taxonomy places the organism in Eukaryota, Metazoa, Chordata, Mammalia, Diprotodontia, Phascolarctidae. The record is from RefSeq and is a predicted model, not a curated record.